UCAGUAAAAGAAAUAUAUUCUCAUAUAUUGCUGAUGGUUUAUAAAGUGCAUUACGUAUCUCUUGGGAAGCAAUUUGUCAUUAAAUAAAACUCACAAAAUAUUCUUGUCCUUUACCCAAACUUACUGUUCCCAGGAAUUUAAGGAAAUAAUCCAAACUUUCAAAAAGAUUAUGAGCUCAGGGGUGUUAAUUGCUUCAUUAUUUACAAAGAAGAAUCGCUUCUCAGCUUUUUGGCUAAGAUCAAGUACAGUAUUUUUUAAGGGGAAGAAGAGGGGACAGUUAAAGAAGUUAAGAUUUAGAGAGCGGUGCGUCGUGCCCUGCGCUGCCCAGACUAGCGAACAAUACAGUCACGAUGGCUAAAGGUGACCCCAAGAAACCAAAGGGCAAGAUGUCUGCUUAUGCCUUCUUUGUGCAGACGUGCAGAGAAGAACAUAAGAAGAAAAACCCAGAGGUCCCUGUCAAUUUUGCAGAAUUUUCCAAGAAGUGCUCUGAGAGGUGGAAGACGAUGUCUGGGAAAGAGAAGUCUAAAUUUGAUGAAAUGGCAAAGGCGGAUAAAGUCCGCUAUGAUCGGGAAAUGAAGGAUUAUGGACCAGCUAAGGGAGGAAAGAAGAAGAAGGACCCUAAUGCCCCUAAAAGGCCACCGUCUGGAUUCUUCCUGUUCUGUUCAGAAUUCCGCCCCAAGAUCAAAUCUACAAACCCUGGCAUCUCUAUUGGAGAUGUGGCAAAAAAGCUGGGUGAGAUGUGGAAUAACUUAAGUGACAGCGAAAAGCAGCCUUACAUCACUAAGGCUGCAAAGCUGAAGGAGAAGUAUGAGAAGGAUGUUGCUGACUAUAAGUCUAAAGGAAAGUUUGAUGGCGCAAAGGGUCCUACUAAAGUUGCCCGGAAAAAGGUGGAAGAGGAAGAUGAAGAAGACGAGGAGGAAGAGGAGGAGGAGGAGGAGGAGGAUGAAUAAAAAAAACUGUUUAUCUGUAAAAAAAAAAAAAAAAAAAGAAGUUAAGAUUUAUCUGCUCAGAACAUCGUUAAAUUAAACUUAGGUCAGGAGGGAUGUCUUCUUCAGCUCAUACAUAACAUUCCUUUUUAAAAAAUGAUAGCAAAAUGUUAUUUAUUAAAUCUUGAUCGUAGAUACGU
This is a messenger RNA of Lemur catta (Ring-tailed lemur), 1126 nucleotides long. Its product is annotated as high mobility group protein B3-like. Gene Ontology annotation, molecular function: DNA binding, bending. The coding region runs from base 351 to 950 and encodes 199 amino acids. The record is from RefSeq and is a predicted model, not a curated record. Gene Ontology annotation, biological process: regulation of transcription by RNA polymerase II. Lineage: Eukaryota; Metazoa; Chordata; Mammalia; Primates; Lemuridae. The transcript has a single exon. Gene Ontology annotation, cellular component: nucleus.